Molecule: messenger RNA, 498 nt
Organism: Knipowitschia caucasica
Lineage: Eukaryota; Metazoa; Chordata; Actinopteri; Gobiiformes; Gobiidae
Source: the annotation of a GenBank genome assembly
AUGACGGGACCGCACACAACUACAGCCAACCAACAACACAACAUUAGACACAUCGACCACUUUGACCCCAGACUCGACCAACCUACGAGCCAGGCGACGUACCACGUGACAGACCGCUCGCGGAUCCCCGGGGACUUCUCCGUCUAUGAGAGACAACCCCCGCCCGGAACCGCCGCAACACAUCGAGACCAAGACACCGAAAACCGCUUUGACCCCUGGCCCGGCAUGCCUACAAACACCCGGUCAUACCUCCGCAUCGUCGAUUUCCACGCCGACCGCAUACCACACGCAUCUCAAGAUGACAAAAUAUUCUUGAUUAGACUCACGUCCAAUGGAGAAGUGAAUGACUUCAUCGAAAGGCAACCAAAAGCUAUAAAACAGGACUACAAUGAGCUCUGCAAAGCCAUCCUGGCAGAAUACUCAGACUACGGCGCCUCCGGGACCCUCACGGCAGCCAUGGCAGUCAAACAAGCUCACAACGAGCUUGCGGAAUGCUAG